AGCUGCUUAACAUAACCAUACACUUCACUUGAUUUGAAAGCUCAUGAUUCGGGAAUACAAGGCUUGCUGCUGUGUUCAAUUUGUGCCUUAUCGUUUUCCAAUAGGAUCUGACAGUUACGUCCUCCCAGUAUGAAGUGUCCUAGUUGGAAGAGCAGAUUUGAAGUUGCGCCCGUUCUUAGUGCCAUCAUCAUCAUGUCUUGUAUGAUAACCCAGGCAGCUGAUAUAUUGGUUGUACCCGCUGAAGCAAGUCAUUGGAUCAAUAUGAGAAUUCUACUGGAAGAACUGAAAAAUCAUGGCCAUAACCUCACUGUGCUUUAUUUCUCAACUUCUUGGCAUGUCGAUGCGAGGCCUGAUUUAUAUCAAUCCGUGGUGGUAGAACUCGACUGGAAUACGACAAGUGAAGAUAUUUUGCAAAAAUUUGUACAAAAGUCAUUAGAUAUUUUACAGGACGGUUCAAUGCCUUGGAGUUUUCUUCAGUCUCGAUACAAACUAAUGUCUUUCAUGCACACCUGUCAUAGUUAUGUUCACGAGCUUGGUAUUGCAAUCUUUGAAAACAAAAAUUUGUUGACUCAGCUUGAAAAUGCACACUUUAACUUAGUAUUAGCAGAUCCUAUUUUUCCCAUAGGUUCAUUGCUUGCUUCUUAUUUAAAACUCCCUUUGGUGCAUAAUGUUCGUUGGCUCACCAGUGGAGAAGCUCAUUUUCUCUUUGCCCCUUCUGCAUUAUCUUAUAUCCCAACACCAGGAUCACGACUGACGGAUAAAAUGAAUUUUUUCCAAAGAACAAAAAAUGUCAUCUUAAAUCUUUUUCAUCGAUCCAUAACAGAAUUCCUAACUCACCCCAUGUACAGUGACCUCUGCCAUCGCUAUCUAGGCCCAGGCAUGGACAUUGAGACAGUUCUUCUAAGGGCAGAUGUGUGGCUGAUGAGAGUAGAUUUCAUAUUUGAUUUUCCAAGACCCACCAUGCCAAAUAUUGUUUAUAUUGGAGGAUUCCAGUGCAAACCAUCCAAACCUUUGGAUAAGGAGUUUGAAGAGUUUAUCCAGUCCUCAGGGGAGCAUGGGGUUAUUGUCAUGUCUUUGGGGUCGAUGGUCAGUUCUUUGCCAAUGCAUAUUACAAUGCAAAUAGCAGAGGCCUUUGCUCAAGUACCUCAGAAGGUUAUUUGGGGACACAAUGGAGAUGCCCCUCCCAACAUUGGAAAUAAUACACUACUGGCAAAAUGGAUCCCUCAGAAAGACCUACUAGGGCACCCAAAGACACGAGCCUUUGUUGCUCAUGGUGGCACCAAUGGGCUUUAUGAAGCCAUCUAUCAUGGGGUGCCAGUAGUUGGCAUACCUCUGUUUUUUGACCAGUUUGAUAACUUAAUCAGACUUGAAAUCCGAGGUGCAGCAAUGGUAAUUGAUAUCUCCACCAUGCAGUCAAGAGAUCUAUUGCAGGCACUCAACAAGAUUAUAAAUAACACCUCUUAUCGGGAGAACAUGCAGAAACUCUCUGCUCUCCACAGAGACCAACCAGAAUCUCCAAUGGAGCGAGCUAUUUUCUGGAUUGAGUAUGUUGCCCGACACAAAGGGGCAUCACAUUUGCGCUCAGAGUCUUACCGGCUCCCCUGGUAUGUUUACUAUUGUGUAGAUGUGAUGAUCUUCCUGUCGUCACUGUUCCUCAUGCUUAUGUUGUUGUUAGUUGUACUGCUAAAGAAACUUUGUCCCAUUUCUUGGCAGAAAAAGCAAAAAGUUCUGUAAUUAUGGUUUUGACACGAGAAAGGGGCACUGGGCAUCAUAAUCGGACAUGCUGUUUGAUACAAUUUAGCCACUCUUUGAGAUUUUGCAUUACAUAUGAGCAUCAAAUGGCACUGAUGUGCAUACUCACAUAACUCAUUUGUGUGAUGGGCAGAAUGUGUUUUUCGCUGGAUGGCAGCAUUGUGUCAGUUGCAAAUACCACUCAUGUUGCUACUGCAUAGUAUUGUACUCAUGUUAAUAGGCUGAUGAUGAUUCACUCACUAGGAUUCAUUAACUACGUGUGUUAGAUUAUUUAAAACAAUGAAACCCAUUAUAAAUUAUGAAGCAGGAACUUUGGAAGCCAACUGAUUUCUGGUUUUACAGCUUGCAGACAAAUGGGAGGGAGAGGCACAACAUUAUAUGCACACAGCAUGUCAAGUUCUUAAGGACAAGCUCUUUUGAAGGAAAGAUUCACAUAACAACAAACAGUGGCAGCUUCAAACAUCUUGCUUCACGUAUUGCUCAAAGUUUUGAGAUAUUUCACUCUUCCAGAUUAAUGAAGGACUUUUCAUGGUCACAAGUAGCAACCUUAUGCCUGGUUCAUAGGUUUGUGUGACAUACACUGAGGCUGGAUCAUUUAAUAUAAAGUGCUCCUUCCACUUACAUUGCUAUGUCUUGCAAAAGUUUGGAUAAGUACAAAAUUAAAAUGUAUCUUUUUUCAACAAAACACGAAAGAAUUUGUCAACAAAGAGUUUUCAGAAAUUCUGCUAAAAUCUGAGAAAACAGUUCAUUACUAUGUAAGAUUCCAAUCCAAUCCAUCUAAAUGUGGUAACAGGUACCUCAUGUUUGGUGUUUGCAGAUAACUAUAUCAGGCUCCAAAAAUGAAUCAUAUCAAACUCGAAGUAAUAACUCUGUUUCUAUUUCCAUAAAUGAUGUCAGACCUGCUGAGUUUCUCUUGCCUUUGUUUUUUUCCAUUUUAGAUUUCCAGCAGUUGCAGUGUUUUGCUUUUCCAUCAGGCUCCUGGUUGAUUGUAACAUAGGGGCAUUUCAGAAAGUUGUGAUCAACAUUUGAUAACUGAGCGAUGAAGACAGAAUAAUUUUCUGCUCCUUGCAUCUGUUUUCCAUCAAUGCCUGAUUAAAUGAAGAUGGAAUGAACAAGAUAACAGUGUACUCAAUAUUCAGUGGACUGAAUAUGAGUCUUACAGU
Messenger RNA from Stegostoma tigrinum, 2915 nucleotides. RefSeq names its product UDP-glucuronosyltransferase 2C1-like. The record is from RefSeq and is a predicted model, not a curated record. The coding region runs from base 130 to 1734 and encodes 534 amino acids. Lineage: Eukaryota; Metazoa; Chordata; Chondrichthyes; Orectolobiformes; Stegostomatidae. The transcript is spliced from 2 exons. Gene Ontology annotation, molecular function: UDP-glycosyltransferase activity.